AUGGCUCAUUUAAAUACUCGUAUUAAUUCGAUUCUCAAAAAACAACCCAAUUUAACUAUUUCAACAACAAGUCAUUUAAAACCUGCUUCAUCCUUUUUUGACUCGUUCAUUUCAUUGCACAUUAAAUUGUCUUAUACGUCUUAUACAGCUGGAUCUUCUCUUUCUCAAUUUCACUUCUUAAAUUUAUCUAAUAUUCGUUCAUUGCAUAUUGAAAUAGGAUAUUAUCAGUGGUGGACUAUUGUAUCAAUCGAUGAACUAAACUCAUUCAUUUAUCCCAAUCGAUGUCCUCUAAUCAAAUCUUUACAUUUAUCAUGUUGUACCAAGAAACUCGCUGAAUUUAUCUUUACAGGUGCAUUUCGCCAUCUAAAAGUAUGUGCUAUCAACGCUUAUGAAGAAGAAGUUCUUCCAUUAACAACGACUAGUUCAUUAAAAACUCUUCGUCAAUUUGUUACGAAGGAAUAUAAUGGAAAUGAGUUUCAAACGAUUCUCUCUAUAUGUCCCAAUUUCAAUUCCCUACAAUACAAACUUAGUGAUAAAUGGCCUUCAUUGAUGUUUUCUACCGUUCACUAUCCAUUCAUGAAACGUCUAGUCAUCGAACGACCUCGUGAGUUUCGAUUUAAUGAUGGUCAAUUCGAUUCUCUUCUCUCACUCUUUCCAAAUCUUAUCGGUUUUUAUCUUGCUGUUGGUCAUUGUCGUGAACAUGCUGAAACAAUUGAUUUUGUUAAAAUGGCUGACUGUCUUCGUCAUCGACUUCCUCGUCUCAAGAAAUUGGAUAUGCUUAUUUAUUUGUGCCGAAAAUAUCCUUAUUAUUUGUAUGUAGACCAAUUUCCAUCGAUUGCUCAAAUGCAUAAACUAUUCAGAUGUCUUCGCAAAUGCGAUUCGCUUUUAUAUAUAACAUCAUACAAUUUUAAUAUCGAAUAUGCUAACUAUUCCUAUUAUGUUCGUCCUUCAUCUAAAUCACGAUCGCACGAAACUACAUGA
Molecule: messenger RNA, 981 nt
Organism: Rotaria sp. Silwood1
Lineage: Eukaryota; Metazoa; Rotifera; Eurotatoria; Philodinida; Philodinidae
Source: the annotation of a GenBank genome assembly